Messenger RNA from Diospyros lotus (date-plum), 863 nucleotides. RefSeq names its product thioredoxin H2-like. NCBI's taxonomy places the organism in Eukaryota, Viridiplantae, Streptophyta, Magnoliopsida, Ericales, Ebenaceae. The transcript is spliced from 3 exons. The record is from RefSeq and is a predicted model, not a curated record. The coding region runs from base 204 to 644 and encodes 146 amino acids.
UCCAUGUUGAACUUCAGCCGUUGAAAGACAAAAGGGUUGCCUUCCGAGAGCAUAUUAUAUGCUUAAUUACUUCAUAUUUUUGGUAAGGUCGUCUCCACUCCCCCAUUAUUCACCAUCACCGACCCCUAUAAAUGGCCUUCCCACCCUGCUCUUGAAUUCCAAACCAGAUCGGUGUGGUUGGUGACGAUCGAGGAGGAGAGAAAAUGGCCCGUUAUUCGGCGAUUUUCCCUUGGCAACUGCAGCAAGGAGGAGUGGCAGCGGCAAAUGGGUCGCCGAUGCUGUCGGUGAAGGCUUCCGGCCAUGUUCUUUCCUUCCAUUCCCCGGCCAAAUGGAUCGCCCAUUUUGAAGCCUCCAAGGCUUCCUCCAAACUGAUGGUGAUCGAGUUCACGGCAUCCUGGUGCUUGCCAUGUCGAGCCAUGAAUUCAGCCAUUGAAGAGUUCGCAGCCAAAUACACAGAAGCUGAUUUCAUAAAGAUGGAUGUGGAUGAGAUGAUGGAAGUGGUGAGUGAAUUUGAAGUGCACAUACUGCCAACAUUCAUACUGAUGAAGAACGGGAGGGUAGUUGACAAGGUUACAGGAGUGAAAAAGGAAGAGCUGGAGAAGAAGAUUAAGGACAACCACCGGACCCCCUACUAUUAUAAUUAACUACGUACUGGACCACUGCUGAUGCUAGAUGAUGCUCUGGGAGAAUGAUUCUGGCUUAUAUAUUAAUCAUUUAAAGUGUUCUCGACAAUAUUAUAUAAAUUGGAGGCCAAUCUGAAUUUUGUAUCAGAUAUAAAUAAGACGGCCAUUGAUUUGCCUUUUGUUUUGUUGUAAUUUAUUCCUUCGAUAUUAAGAGAAUAUACCCAUCUCUACGUUGUUAUU